Neurospora hispaniola is the source of this 2398-nucleotide messenger RNA. RefSeq names its product pyridoxal phosphate-dependent transferase. The record is from RefSeq and is a predicted model, not a curated record. Gene Ontology annotation, biological process: biosynthetic process. The transcript is spliced from 2 exons. Gene Ontology annotation, molecular function: L-2-aminoadipate:2-oxoglutarate transaminase activity; pyridoxal phosphate binding. The coding region runs from base 345 to 2039 and encodes 564 amino acids. Lineage: Eukaryota; Fungi; Ascomycota; Sordariomycetes; Sordariales; Sordariaceae.
GAGAUCUCCCGGGCCGUGUUCGGUAGUGAGACCUCCAGACGUCACCUCAGCCCCGUCCAGCCCCACACCUCCGGCCGGCCGGCCCCGCAACCUAGAUUCCCCGCAAUACGACAUCACUCACGACGGCGAUCACGACGGACAAAUGGGUUGGGCUGAUGUAAACUAAAUGGUUUCACCACGGCAUGUAAAAAUCACCCGCCAUAUUGAUAGCAAAGCUAUGGUCCCAAAACCAACACCAACCUUACCCAGAUUCCACUCAUCUCACCAACAACUCAACAUUUCCAACGUCUUCAUCACUCCAAGUUAACAUCAACACAUCAUCAUCAACAACAACCACCGCCAACAUGUCCACCUCAACACCCCCCGCCCUCUCCGACCCCGACGUCCCAACCCCUCUCUCCCAACCUGGCGAAAACAUGAAGAAACAAAUCAACCUCCUCCGCGGCUGGCCCUCCCCCUACCUCCUUCCCCCCUCCCACCUUCUCUCCGCCACCAACCUCCUCCUCACCUCUCCUCCCCCAGACGAACCCUCAUCCAAAUUUUCUUUUAACGUCCCCGCCCUCCAAUACGGCGCCGACCCAGGCUAUCUUCCCCUCCGACACUCCCUAGCAGCCUGGCUGACCCAAAACUAUACCGCCCACGAGACUUAUCCGUCCCAUGGGUUUCCUACUCUGACAACGGCAGAGCAAAUUUGUAUCACGGGCGGGGCGAGCCAGAACUUGGCGAAUAUUCUGCAGGGGUUUACGGAUCCGGCGUAUACGAGGGCUGUGUGGGCGGUUAGUCCGUGCUAUUUUUUGGCGGUGCCGAUAUUUGAGGAUGCCGGGUUUGCGGUGGGGAAUGGCAAGUUGAAGGGGGUGAGGGAGGAUGAAGAAGGGGUGGAUUUGGAGGAGCUGGAGAGGGGGAUUUUGGAGGUGGAGAUGGGAGGGGGGAAGGAGUGGCCUGGGAAGCCGGUCUACAAAACCCCCGGUCCCGACCGCAAAUGCUACAAACACAUCAUCUACCUUGUCGCCACCUCCGCCAACCCCUCGGGCAUCACCACCUCUCUCGCCCGCCGCCACGCUCUCGUCCAACUGGCCCGCAAAUACGACGCCCUCAUCAUCUCCGACGACGUCUACGACUUUCUCCAAUGGCCCGUCCUCCCCUCUUUCUCUCCCUCCUCAUCCAAAAACCUCUCCUUACCCACCCCCCUCCCCCGCCUCUCCGACAUUGACAUCUCCCUCGGCCCCUCCCUCCACGACCUCUCUCUCUCCGCACACUACACCCGCUCUGCCCCCUCUCCUCCUUCCAGUAUCCCCAACGGAGACGGAGACGGAGACCAAGAAAUGCAACCCCUCUUCCCCACCCGCACAAUCUCCUCCCUCCACUUCGGCCACGCCGUCUCCAACGGCUCCUUCUCCAAGCUUCUAUCGCCCGGCCUCCGCACAGGCUGGACGCACUCCACGCCCGCCUUUGCUCACGGGCUCUCCCAGACGGGAAGCACCCGCUCAGGCGGCGCCCCGUCUCAGUUCUGCGCGGCGCUCAUUCACCAACUUAUCCAGUCUGGCGCGUUAGAUAAGCACUUAAGCGAGGUAGUCCGCCCCGGACUUCAGAAGCGACAUGCAUUGAUGAUGGAAGCAAUCAAGCGCGAAUUGGUGGGGCCGUUGGGGGUGAGAGUGAUUGAGGAUAAUAGGACUGGUGCCGAGAAGGAAAAAAACAGGGAGGGGUUGUUUGGCGGGUACUUUUUGUGGUUGGAGUUGCCGGAGGAGAUGGGGUUCACGGCGAAGGAAGUGGCGGAGCGGGCGCUGGAAGAGGAACGACUGGUGGUUAGUCCGGGGGAGAAUGCGGAGGUGAGUGGGGAGGGAGUACAUGUAGCGAAGGAAGAGAAAGGGGGGAUUAGGUUCCCGAGACAUUUGAGGGUGUGUUUUAGUUGGGAGGAGGAGGAGGAUUUGGUGGAGGGGGUGCAGAGGCUGGGGAGGGUGUUGAGGAGGACGAUGGAGGAGGCAGCGAAGGAGGGGGGGAAGGUAAAGAAGGCCGGGGGGGGAGGGGUUGAAGGCGUUUAAGUGAGGGAUUGAUGGUUUGUUGGGUUGGUUUGGAUAGCGUUGAUUUGGGAAAGUCAAUGAGUACUUGAAUGUGUUACACAUGCGUGUUCUGGUGCAGGUAUCGUCCAUGCCGUGGUCGUUUACCUCGGAAGGGCGAUUCGAAUGCCAAGUCAACUUAAUUGUGGCAGUUCAUGAUACUGCCGUGUACAUAGACUACAACCUAGUCUGGAUUGGUACCCCGAUCUCAUACUUCAACGCGCACUGGGUCAUUCGCCCAGAUCACAUAACAGAGUGAUGCAUCCUCCGGUACAGACAGAUUUAUAGCAGUAAAGUAGAUGGAAUUGGCCAACCUUUGAUCAAGAUCUAAUGCAAUAUGGAAC